CGAUGACUUACUACGAAAUCCGUACAAUUAUGCUCGCACAGUAAGGAUUAUUCUAGGAAACCCGUCGAAACUUAUUGAUGCCCCGGAACUCUUUGAGCAAUAUCUCCGUAAAGAUGAGAUUCUCGGGCUCACUGUCUCUGCAUCUGUUCUAAGACAAUCAAGCCAUAGCCAUCAUCUCGACCAGCACCAUUUGAAACUCAUAUCAGACGCCUGCGACCUUCUUCUCGAACUGGAAGCUGCCAGAACAGAAAUCAAAAACCAUGUUUCUCGCAGAGCCAAAAGUAUAGCUCCAAAUGUGACUGCUCUGGUGGGCCCCACAGUGGCCGCCCAAUUUCUAUCAGUGUACGGACUGGAGGGCCUUUGCAAAGUUCCAUCAUGUAAUAUACCGUCUAUGGGAGCCAACAGAUCCUCGUUCAUGAAGGGUACAGCAGGUACGCGAAACAAGGGGUACUUGUAUUACUGCGACCUUGUACAGUCCGUCUCGGAGGAUCUUCGAGUGAAGGCUGUGCGCAUGGUUGCGGGCAAGCUGAUUCUAGCCGCUAGGGUCGACUACUCAAAUGCGCGAAAGUCCGUUUCCGACGACUCCUUUGGACUGCGGACAAGAGAACAACUCAGUGAGCAUCUAGACAAGCUGGCCAGUCCACCAGAUGCGCAGCCGAUUAAACCACUACCCAGGCCCGUGGAUCAAAAGUCAAAGAAGCGGGCUGGUCGUAGGUUCCGCAAACAGAAAGAAAAGAUGGAAAUGUCGGAGCUGGAAAAGGCACAGAACAGGAUGGCAUUUGGUGAACAGGAAGAAACGAAAUACGAUGCCUUUGGUGAGGAGAUCGGAAUGGGUAUGAUUGGAAAGCUUUCGGCGCGUGCUAUCGUCGGCAAAGCACGGCCUCAGCUGUCCAAAGCAGCUGCUUCCAAACUGGAGAAGUUCUCAGGGAACAAGUCGGUGGCUACGAGCAAAGUUGCACAGCUUCUUGACGACGAGAAAAUAGCCCGCAAGCGGCAAUUGGAAUUACCAGAAGACACUGGCCACGAUAGGACCAAGCUACAGAAGACGCUUCCUGGAGCCACCUGAGCACGUGCUGUGCCACCGCGUGCGCCACGAAUUUUAGAUCGCUCGACAAAAUCCGAAUUAGGAUAACUGUAAACAUUUAAUAUUUAAAAAUGCGUAAAUAGGUCCGGUUUGAGGUUUUGAUCGUUCCAAGUAUUUGCUCUUCCGUCAAUGACACUGAUUGGCGGCAUUUUUAACAGAACCCCCAAGGCUGACAACAGCUACGUGGAGGACCUUUCGCGGGACGUGGAGAGCCUGAAUUUUGGGUCUCCUACCACGGUAAACCAGCAGGGCGCAGCGGAUACUUCCUACAUUUCUUACAUGUCGACUUCCAGCUCUCCCAACAGAAGCUUUGAUCCUCAAGGGAUGCAGCGGGUGCAGUACAAUAAGGAGAACACCCCGCCUGCCACUCCUAGUAGAAACAAUGUUCAUCCACCGUUGCCAACGUACGGAACACCACGUUCUGCGGUUACUCAAAUGCAAGUCACCCAGACUCCAAGACUGAAUAGAGACUUCUAUAUCAAGGCAAACAGUGCCCAGACAAAGAGACUGGUGACUGUCUCACAGAUGUAUUUUUUGGACUACUAUUGCGACAUGUUUGACUAUGUCAUCAACAGAAGACACCGAUUGAGCCAGGUGGAAGAGGCAUUGCAAAUGCUUCCACCUUCGGAAAGAGCGCAGCAGUGGAAGAACUAUGUUGGCAAAGAGCGAGCAUAUCUGAGGAAAAGAAGAAUCAAGCCUAAACACAAAGAUUUCAACAUCAUCACGCAAGUUGGGCAGGGAGGAUAUGGACAAGUUUUCCUCGCAAGGAAGAAGGAUACUAAGGAGAUUUGUGCUCUCAAAGUUUUAAGUAAAAAGCUUCUCACCAAAACCGAUGAAACCAGACAUGUUCUGACCGAGAGAGAUAUCUUGACAAACACCCGCUCGGAAUGGCUCGUGAAGCUCUAUUAUGCAUUCCAGGAUGCUGAGAGUGUGUACUUGGCCAUGGAGUUCGUUCCGGGAGGAGAUUUCCGUACUCUGCUGAACAACGCUGGGUAUUUGAUUCCGCAGCACGCAAGAUUCUACAUCAGCGAGAUGUUUGCAGCGGUCAAUUCUCUUCAUGAGCUUGGAUACACGCAUCGAGACCUCAAGCCAGAAAACUUUCUAAUCGACUCCAAGGGCCAUGUCAAGCUGACCGAUUUCGGUUUAGCUGCUGGAUCUGUCUCAACGGAUAGAAUCGAGAGUAUGAAACUCCGCCUCAGCCAAGUGAAGAAUCUUGAGUACAAGCCAAAGGAGCACACGGUCAAGGAAAGACAGCAGAUGUACAAGUCCUUGAGAAAUAACGAGAUCCACUUUGCCCACUCGAUUGUUGGCUCCCCUGAUUACAUGGCCCUCGAGGUGCUCGAAGGUAAGUCAUACGAUUACACCAUUGAUUAUUGGUCCCUGGGAUGUAUGUUGUUCGAGGCUAUUGUUGGAUAUACCCCAUUUUCAGGAAGCUCUUCAGAUGAGACGUAUAGCAAUUUGAAGAGAUGGAAAGACUGUCUCAAAAGACCGAGAUACGAAGACGGCAGAUACGUUUUCAGUGACCGCACCUGGCAAUUGAUCACUCGUCUCAUUGCAUCUCCCAAUGAGAGAUUGCGCUCUUUCAAACAAAUCAUGUCUAUGCCAUAUUUCGCUGAAGUCAAAUGGGAAUCAUUGAGGGAUCGUGUGCCACCAUUCACGCCUCAGUUGGACGAUGAAGAGGACGCUGGAUACUUCGAUGACUUCACUAAUGAAAACGAUAUGGCAAAAUAUAAAGAGGUUAUGGCCAAGCGUGCUAACGAUGAGAAAUUGAGCCAUAACAGCGUGAAGACCGAUCAAAAGAGCUUUGUGGGCUUCACUUUCAAGCACAAGGGAAAUCCAAAUUUGAACCCUAAUAACAUUUUGUCACCGCUAUUACUUAAUGCUCAGAAUAGCUUUAGGGAGUAUCACGGAUACACUGAGCCAUUUGGAACACUGUACUGAUCGCGAGAGA
This is a messenger RNA of Ogataea polymorpha, 3035 nucleotides long. RefSeq lists its product as uncharacterized. Bases 1214 to 3025 code for a protein of 603 amino acids. Gene Ontology annotation, biological process: intracellular signal transduction; peptidyl-serine phosphorylation. The transcript has a single exon. Gene Ontology annotation, cellular component: spindle pole body. NCBI's taxonomy places the organism in Eukaryota, Fungi, Ascomycota, Pichiomycetes, Pichiales, Pichiaceae. Gene Ontology annotation, molecular function: protein serine/threonine kinase activity; ATP binding. The record is from RefSeq and is a predicted model, not a curated record.